AUUACAGAUCUAACUCAGUGCUGCGGGAGUACAGGAGGUUCUUCUGGUGACAAGUUUUAUAACAAGUAUUACGAACUUACGAUAUUAAUUCAGCGUGACUAAUCUGUCGCUAUGGGGGUCGUGAGAAGAGUCGUGAAACCAACUACGCAUAAGGGUAAAAAAGCUAUAUUGAGGAGGGAAUCCAAAUUGGUGGAAAAUGCGAAGGAAACCUUGUGCUUCAAAGGUAAACAUACCUCACAGAUAGUCACUGACUUUGUGAAGGAUCUGUACGAUUUGAAGAAACCCACUAUACAGAUGAUGCAAAGGAAAAAUGACAUAUUACCAUUCGAGGAUAUCGUACCCAUUGAAAAAUUUGCCUCCAAAUAUAAUGCACCUCUUUUCAUGAUGGCAUUGCACAACAAAAAACGUCCGCACAAUUUUGUGAUGGGUCGAAUGUAUGAACACACAUUGUUAGAUAUGAUGGAGUUCGGAGUCGAAAAUUAUAAGAGAUUAAAAGAAUUUAAGGUCGAAAAGAUCUCAUCUGGAAUAAAGCCGCUGUUGGUCUUCAAUGGUGAACUCUUUGAGAGCAACCACGAGUAUGGCAGAAUCAAGAAUUUGAUUGUCGAUAUGUUUCAACGUGAAGUGGCUGAGAAAAUCAGACUGCAAGGUUUGGAGCAUGUUUUAAGUUUCACGGCUCUCGAGAACAAGAUACUUCUACGUAGUUACAGAAUAUCUCUGAAGAAAUCUGACACAAGGAUACCUCGGAUAGAACUCGAGGAAAUAGGACCACGCGCGGACCUGGUAUGCAGACGUAACAAGUUCGCGUCCGAGGAUUUAUUCAAGCAAGCCUGCAAGAAGCCUAAAGCACUCAAAGUGAAGAAGAAGAAGAACAUUAGCACAGAUACACUUGGCACUACGUACGGCCGCAUACAUGUUGGGACGCAAAAUAUCAACAGCAUCCAAACGAGGAAGAUGAAGGGCCUGAAGAAAACAUCGUCGGCAAAGAGUAGUCGGAAGAGAAAAAUCGCUAAUAGUACAGACGACGCGAAGAAACCCAAAACUGUUACAGAUCCAACUAACUAAAAGGGAUUGUUUUAACUUGUAUUGAAAGUUUAUAAAUUGCUAGAAAAAUGUUAUUUAAUUAAUUUUCCUGCGUAAGACAUAUCUUGUAGUGUAGAGUCUUUUUAUUUUUAUAUAAGUACAGUCGAUACGGUAAAACUGUCAACUGCUCUUCUUGAUGCUGCAUAUCUACAAUAAGUAGAGAAU
Dinoponera quadriceps is the source of this 1245-nucleotide messenger RNA. RefSeq names its product ribosome production factor 2 homolog (gene Non3). Gene Ontology annotation, molecular function: rRNA binding. The coding region runs from base 112 to 1062 and encodes 316 amino acids. Gene Ontology annotation, cellular component: nucleolus. The transcript is spliced from 5 exons. Gene Ontology annotation, biological process: maturation of LSU-rRNA from tricistronic rRNA transcript (SSU-rRNA, 5.8S rRNA, LSU-rRNA); ribosomal large subunit assembly. Lineage: Eukaryota; Metazoa; Arthropoda; Insecta; Hymenoptera; Formicidae. The record is from RefSeq and is a predicted model, not a curated record.